AUGAAUAAGAAAUAAAAUAUUCCACUUAUGAAUAUUUAACCUGAUACGUAUUUCUUAAUCUUAAUUAAUAGAGUACCAUUUUCUGAUGGAAAUGCCUUAAAAUAUUGGAGAAGUUUUCGUCAUGCCAUUACUACAAUUAGAUUACUACAAAAUCCAAAAACUUAGAAAUUGAACUCUCCAGUAAUUAUAAAUAUUUUAAUCCAAGGAUGAACUAACUAUUAGUGGUUACAAAUCUGUAAAUAAAACAAAACAUAGAUCAGAAAGUAGUCAUAACCUUAGUUAAGCAUUAAAAAAUAUUUAAAUGCAAUAAUCACUUUUCACAUCUAUUGAAAAAGGAUAUUCACCUAAUAAAAUUGAAGAAAUAUUAGAUAAAGACCCUAAAAAGUAUACUCUUAUUAUUUAUCAAGAUAUUUCUAUGAUCAUAAAAGUGAAUUUUGUUUAGCUAACAAAAAAAAUUAAAAAGGAUUAACACCUUUAUAUGUAGCAGCUUAACUAGGACAUCUUGAAAUAUGUAAAAUUUUAAUCGAGAAGGGAGCCAAUCCUUAAAUAUGUGUAUCAAUAAAUGGAAUAGAAGAAACUCCAUUAGAAGUUGCUUAAAGAUGGAGACAUUUAAAUAUUGUUCACUUUUUAUAACUAUAAAAUUGA
Messenger RNA from Paramecium pentaurelia, 645 nucleotides. Lineage: Eukaryota; Ciliophora; Oligohymenophorea; Peniculida; Parameciidae. The record is from the annotation of a GenBank genome assembly.